Ylistrum balloti is the source of this 600-nucleotide messenger RNA. RefSeq lists its product as uncharacterized. NCBI's taxonomy places the organism in Eukaryota, Metazoa, Mollusca, Bivalvia, Pectinida, Pectinidae. The coding region runs from base 1 to 600 and encodes 199 amino acids. The transcript is spliced from 2 exons. The record is from RefSeq and is a predicted model, not a curated record.
AUGGAUUUAGAUAAUGCCAGUCUGCACACGAACUACAGUGUAACAACAAUACAGAGAAAUGCCAUAAUGUUUGGAAACUGUUCCUCUUUAAAUAUAACGGAUUGUAGUAACUCUACUUCCGGUGUUUUAUAUGACGUCAUAGAUUUUGACGCGUUUGCAUACAUAUUUGUUGUGCUUUCGUUCUAUGCCGUUAGCAUGGUGUUGCUGAUGAUAAAGUACAUCCGACGAGAGGAAGAAGAGGUGUGUCUAAGCUAUUACUACACAGAAUUCGUAAAGAGAGAAAAGUUUCAAAAUCCUAUAUUCAAAAACAGAGUAGCACUUCAAAAUGCUACAAGCUCUGGUUUGAUUGAUAAAGCCCUACAAAUGUUACAGUCAAGGGACGGAUCUGGGAUAUAUCACUGCAACUCGGAAGACAAGUGCGAGAGAAAAUCUUCAUUGCCAGGGGAAACAUCACAGCUCUCCAGUUCCGUGUCCUGUGACCUACCUGUAGAUUCUAACUCGAGUCUUCAUUCAGGGGUCAGAGUUGAAAAUUCCGAGGAUGAUGACGACAUUAUGUGCGAACAUUGUCCCGACGAUAAUAUAUUAGAAACUAUUGUGUGA